Messenger RNA from Nannizzia gypsea CBS 118893, 1104 nucleotides. RefSeq lists its product as hypothetical. The transcript has a single exon. NCBI's taxonomy places the organism in Eukaryota, Fungi, Ascomycota, Eurotiomycetes, Onygenales, Arthrodermataceae. The record is from RefSeq and is a predicted model, not a curated record. Bases 1 to 1104 code for a protein of 367 amino acids.
AUGUUGUUCGCCUUUAUCGGUCUCGUGGCAACCUUGACAAUUUGGAGCUCUAUAGCUUCAUUGCCACUGACCGCCGUCACCCCUCGGGAUGGCUUCGGCAGACGGUUGGCUGGGUCCAUUACGGCCAGCUUAGUGACCAUCGGCGCCUACGAGGUCACGAAAGAGGUAGUCACCACUGCCAACAAAACCAGUGACUACCUUUACCGUUAUCUGGAGACAGAAGACCUUCCUGUAGAGGUAUUGCCACCUCUACCCGAUUCUGUCUCUAGCCGCCUCCCGACGUUCGAACUAUGGCUCGCAGUCCCUCCGGCCAAACUCGCGUUUCUUCACGAGCUCCGAAAUGCAGUAGAGAAACACGACACUCUCAACGAACGCACGUUAUGGUACUUGCUAAAUACCCUACCAUCUCGUUGCUCGAGUGCUGCCGUCCCUGUCCCAGGUACAACCCAAACCCACCGCGCUGACAGUCUCUCGCCCGCCAAUUCACUCGAUUUUCUGACAGUCGGUGCCUACCUGGGACUGAUCCUCGCGUCAUUGGCCAUUGGCCGAUGUUUAGGAACCCGUUACCUCGUUCCCGCGAGAGACGACGACAGUUUGGCCCUCCUCCCCGCUGGAGCACCACCGGCUCUGCCACACCGGGUGGUAACCGGCCUCCAAUGGGAAGUGAGAACGGAGCUCGUAAAUGGCUUACCUCUGAUGUGGGCUUCCCAACCCUACAUCAGCUCUGAGCUGUUUUACUGGAUUGCUGAGACGGAGAACGUCCACUUACCAACACCGCAACCCGAUUACACCACCAAACGGCAGACUGAGACCCGUCCUGGGCCUCAGCAACAGGCGUUAGUCCUCAGACGCCUGGACAAUAUUUCGCCGUUCGUCUUGAUUCAAAUCGUUCGACUCCUCGUAUCUGCCCUCGAGGCCUGGACCCCCGACUCUUCCGAGCCGGGGUCUCAACCACGCCUCGACCCUGCAGAACCUCUACGGGAACCCAAGAAAAAGAAGCGUAACCGACCUGGCCAAAAACAACGUCGACGCCAAUGGAUAAGAGACAUGUACGCCACGCAAGCCAAGGCCAUACAGGAGGCAGAGGGGAAGUCACAGUCGUAA